CGGCUCGAGCCGGUUCCACCGUCACCGAUCCCCUCCCCGCUCUUCAUCGCCCCCCGCCGCCGCUGCCACCCCCGGGGGGGGCCCCGCCGCCUUCAUCCCCCCCCGCCUUUCCCCGCGCCCCCCGCCUCACCUUCCUCAGCGCUGCCGCCGCUCGCCCCUACGGGGCUCCGCCGCUCUCCGGGCGAGGCGACCCGCAGGGCGCGGGGGCAGGUGGCAUGAGCCCCCCCUCCCCCUCCCCGCCUCACACUUGGCGGGAUGCUGAGGAGGAGGAUGAAGACGGUGAUGAAGAAGAAGGAAUUAUCCCUGGCUAUGCUCGCCCUCUCGGAAAAGUGCGGAGCGUGCGGGCCGGGCUACCCCAGCCCUCUGGAGGCCAUGAAAGGGCCCCGGGAGCAGCUGCUCUACCUGCCCUGCGUCUACCGGAACACCGGGAUCGGCAUCCCCGACUUCCUGGCCACCGUGGAUGUGGAUCCCAAAUCCCCCCAGUACUGCCAGGUGAUCCAUCGCCUGCCCAUGCCCAACGUGGGGGACGAGCUGCACCACUCGGGCUGGAACGCCUGCAGCAGCUGCCACGGCGAUCCCAAAAAAUCCAGGAAUUUCCUGAUCCUUCCCAGCCUCAUCUCCUCCCGCAUCUACAUCGUGGACGUGGCCACCGAUCCCAGAGCUCCCAGACUCCACAAGGUGGUGCCGGCCGAGGCGCUGGCCCUCACGGCGGGCGCCGCUUUCCCGCACACUUCCCACUGCCUGGGCUCCGGGGAAAUCCUCAUCAGCUGCCUGGGGGAUCCCGAGGGCAACGGCAAAGGCACUUUCGUCCUCCUGGAUGGAGAAACGUUUGAAGUGAAAGGAAAUUGGGAACGAGGAGGAGCAAUCCCCAAUUUGGGAUACGAUUUCUGGUACCAGCCCCGGCACAACGUCCUGCUGAGCACCGAGUGGGCCGUCCCCAAAAUCCUGGAGCGGGGAUUCCAUCCCGGGGAUGUGGACAAAGGGCUCUACGGGCGCCACAUCAACGUGUGGGACUGGAGCGAGCGGCGCCUCCUGCAGCGGCUGGACCUGGGCGCGGGCUCGGUGCCGCUGGAAAUCCGCUUCCUGCACCGGCCCAGCGCCGCCCAGGGCUUCGUGGGCUGCGCCCUCAGCGGCCACGUCCAGCGCUUCCACAGGAACGCGGAAGGAAAAUGGGAAGCAGAGAAGGUGAUUGAGGUGCCCAACAAGAAAGUCCAGGGAUGGCUCCUCCCGGAAAUGCCAGGGCUGAUCACGGAUAUCCUGAUUUCCCUGGACGACAGAUUCCUGUAUUUCAGCAACUGGCUCCACGGGGACGUGCGGCAGUACGACAUCUCCGAUCCCAAAAAUCCCAAACUGGUGGGGCAGGUUUUUCUGGGAGGCAGCAUCUCCAAAGGGGGAGCUGUGACCGUGCUGGAAGAUCAGGAAUUGCAGGAUCAGCCGGAGCCCUGCGUGAUCCAGGGGAAGCGGAUCCAGGGGGGGCCGCAGAUGCUGCAGCUGAGCCUGGACGGGCGGCGCCUCUACGUCAGCACCUCGCUCUUCAGCGCCUGGGACCGGCAGUUCUACCCCGACAUGGUGGCGGAGGGCUCGGUGCUGCUGCAGCUGGACGUGGACACGGAGCGGGGCGGCCUGGCCCCGAAUCCCAAAUUCCUGCUGGAUUUCGGGAAGGAGCCGGGCGGGCCCUGCCUGGCGCACGAGGUGCGCUACCCGGGGGGGGACUGCACCUCCGACAUCUGGCUCUGAAAACCGGGAAUUCCGGGAAUUCCGGGAAUGACUGGGAAUGAUUGGGAAUGGGGAACUGCACCUCCGACAUCUGGCUCUGAAAACCGGGAAUUCCGGGAAUUCCGGGAAUGAUUGGGAAUGAUUGGGAAUGAUUGGGAAUGGGGAACUGCACCUCCGACAUCUGGCUCUGAAAACCGGGAAUUCCGGGAAUUCCGGGAAUGAUUGGGAAUGAUUGG
Molecule: messenger RNA, 1952 nt
Organism: Vidua chalybeata
Lineage: Eukaryota; Metazoa; Chordata; Aves; Passeriformes; Viduidae
Product: methanethiol oxidase-like
Exons: 12
Coding region: 256-1737 (493 amino acids)
Molecular function (GO): protein binding; selenium binding
Source: RefSeq, a predicted model, not a curated record